AAUCAAAAGCUGACGUCAGAAGCUGGGAGCGAAUACGCGAGUGUGCGUUGCCUGUCUGGAAUAAGCGAGACCAGUACAUUUAAACAGGCUCGUUGGGCCUGUUAGUAGCUGUUCUGCUACUGUAAAGAAUGUGCUCAGCCAUGGCCCCAGCGGUGUGGGCGGUGCUCCGGGGGUUAACCCGGCAGGGAGUCGCCGUGCUGAAAACAAACGCACCUGCUAGCAGCCGAGUGGUUUUACCGAAGCAGAGGCCUUCCGUAACAAGCUGCUACAGACUGAUAUCCAGUGAGGUGAGACACCUGCAGACUGCAGCCAGGAUGCCUGAGAUCACCACGGAUCACCUGGAUGAGAAGCAGGUCCAGCUGCUCUCUGAGAUGUGCAUCCUGAUCGACGAAAACGACCGGCGGAUCGGAGCGGACACCAAGAAAAACUGCCACCUUAACUCUAACAUCGAUAAAGGUUUGCUGCACAGAGCUUUCAGCGUCUUCAUCUUCAACGGUGAGGAGAAGCUUCUCCUGCAGCAGAGAUCUGACGCCAAAAUCACUUUCCCAGGCUGCUUCACAAACACAUGCUGCAGCCACCCUCUGCACACAGACAGCGAGCUGGAGGAGAAGGAUGCGUUAGGCGUGAGGAAAGCUGCCCAGAGAAGACUGCAGGCUGAACUGGGUAUCCCCAUGGAGCAGGUGCCACCAGAGGAUAUGACAUAUUUAACACGGAUCCACUACAAAGCCCAGUCCGAUGGGGUGUGGGGAGAACAUGAGAUCGAUUAUAUACUCUUCAUGCAGAAGGACGUGGAGCUGAAUCCAGAUCCCAACGAGAUAAAAAGCCACUGCUACGUGAGUAAAGAGGAGCUGAAAGCGAUGCUGGAAAAGUCCAAGCGCAAGGAGCUGGAGGUGACUCCUUGGUUCGCCCUCAUCGCCGACACCUUCCUCUUCAAUUGGUGGGACAACCUGCACAACCUGAAACAGUUCAUGGAUCACAGCAGCAUCCACCGCAUGUAGCCUACCUCCACGUCCUGGAUGCAUUUAGCUACAGGAGAUAUCUGGACUUUAAAGGCUCCUAGUGUCGAGGAUUUCAGUCCGUCUAGAGAGCAUAGAAGUAGUUUCUGCACACUGACCCAGGAGCUGCACUCGGAGUUCAAAACCUCUGACGUUCAUUAGGUGGAGGAAGGCAUCAGAAAUGGACUAUUUUGUAUAAAAGAAGUUCAAGUGCCUGAUAACAGGUCAAUGGUGCAGAUAAAUCUGUCCUGGGCUACAAAGUUAACAGUAAUAUCAGUCAACAAGAUGUCUUUGUACAUUUAAUUUAAUAAAAUGAAUGAACACCUA
Molecule: messenger RNA, 1322 nt
Organism: Cyprinodon tularosa
Lineage: Eukaryota; Metazoa; Chordata; Actinopteri; Cyprinodontiformes; Cyprinodontidae
Gene: idi1
Product: isopentenyl-diphosphate delta isomerase 1
Exons: 7
Coding region: 129-998 (289 amino acids)
Biological process (GO): isopentenyl diphosphate biosynthetic process; isoprenoid biosynthetic process
Cellular component (GO): cytoplasm
Molecular function (GO): isopentenyl-diphosphate delta-isomerase activity
Source: RefSeq, a predicted model, not a curated record